AUGCCGCUGCUGGAAGAUGAAUCCACUACGGUUGAGAAUGACGAGUCGACUUCAGAAAUCACAGGAGAGAAUAAAGAAACGAGAGAAACGAAAGAGGAGGUUCUGUUGAUCGUGUAUGGCAUCAAGAGCACAGAAGUGGAGCAAACGGAAGCGGAUGAAAAAUAUGGAAACUUUCCUUGUGCGCAACCAAGCCCUCUGAGAAAAUGUUGGACUCUUGUUGCGGAGGACAGUAAGGUACCCGAGUGUGGGGGCGAGGGUAGUGAUUGA
Botrytis sinoallii is the source of this 267-nucleotide messenger RNA. RefSeq lists its product as uncharacterized. The transcript has 2 exons. The record is from RefSeq and is a predicted model, not a curated record. Lineage: Eukaryota; Fungi; Ascomycota; Leotiomycetes; Helotiales; Sclerotiniaceae. The coding region runs from base 1 to 267 and encodes 88 amino acids.